Ipomoea nil (Japanese morning glory) is the source of this 2384-nucleotide messenger RNA. RefSeq lists its product as uncharacterized. The record is from RefSeq and is a predicted model, not a curated record. NCBI's taxonomy places the organism in Eukaryota, Viridiplantae, Streptophyta, Magnoliopsida, Solanales, Convolvulaceae. The coding region runs from base 456 to 2189 and encodes 577 amino acids. The transcript is spliced from 2 exons. Gene Ontology annotation, biological process: positive regulation of growth.
AUUUCAAACUGCCAUUGCCCUUUUCAGAAGAAUCAUUAUACAAACAAAAUCACAUAUAAAAAGCCCCAAAUUCUUGUUCUUCCACUCAAUUUCUUCCAUUCUGUUUCCCUCCAUUACCAUUCUUCUUUAGCUCAGUUGAAACUUGAAACAAUCAAUUACAUCUCCACUGUCUUCUCCCCACGCCUCCCUGAAAAAAAUUGCAGUCUUGAGCACUCUCCCCACUUCCAAACCCAUGCGCAUUUCACUUUUCUGUCUAUAAACUCUCCCCACUUUCUUCAGUACAGAAUCAAUGGGUUCCUUCUUCAAGAAUCCUUCAAAUACCUUUCUCUCAACUCAGCUUCCCCACCCCAAAAUGCUAACUUUCUUGGAAAGUAGCUAGCCAAGUAGCCAGAUCUCAAAAAAAAAAAAAAAGCUCCGGGCUUUGAAGGUGAAGCUUUGGGGAAGCAAAGUGGGAAAUGGUGGCGGAGCCUUGGCUGUUGAGGAUGAGGAAUCAGGUGAGUAAUAACGUUAAGCAUGCUUUGCUACUCGAGAAUUCUAAGAAGCAAGAAAAGCAAGUGAUAGGGAUACUUUCUUUUGAAGUGGCUAACGUAAUGUCUAAGGUUGUUCAUUUGCACAAAUCCUUGAGUGACCCUGAGAUAAGCAAGCUCAACAAUGAGAUCUUGAAGUGUGUGGGGAUAAGAACUCUUGUCUCUGGUGAUGAAACCAGGCUAUUAGAACUGGCUUUUGUAGAGAAACUAGAUGAUUUGGACAGGGUUGCUAGUGUGGUUUCUAGGUUGGGGAAGAAAUGCACAAUCCCUGCAUUGCAGGGGUUUGAGCAUGUGUAUGGGGAUAUCACUUCUGGCCUAAUUGAUGUUAGGGAAUUUGGGUUUCUGGUGAAGGAUAUGGAGGGGAUGGUGAAGAAAAUGGAGAGGUAUGUGGGGUCCACUGCAAGCUUGUAUAGAGAAAUGGAGGUUCUGAAUGAAUUGGAGUUGUGUUUGAGGAAGUUCCAGCAGAAUCAACAUGAGGAGACUAGGAAAGCUUAUGAGCAUAAACUGGUUUGGCAGAAACAAGAUGUGAGGCAUUUGAAAGAUGCUUCAUUGUGGAAUCAGAAUUAUGAUAAGGUUGUUGAAAUGCUGGCUAGGACUGUAUGUACAGUUUAUGCCCGGAUCAAUACUGUUUUCGGGGUUAGAAUCGUUAGGAGGGAUUCUCUGAGUGUCUCAAACUCCGGGGCUCAUGAUUUUGAGGAGAAACAUAGUCAGAUAGAUUUGAAAAGAUUGGGUUUGAGCAAGAAGAAUCCCAGUAAUCAUUCAGGGGUUAUCGGGAGAACGUUAGAGAGGAGGAGGAGCACGAGCUACUUGGCUCAAAGCGGGUUGCAAAGAAGUGAAGGUGGGUUGUUCAGUGCAGAGGAUUUCAAUUUCGCGUGUGGGAUUGGACCCGGGAGGUUAUUUAUGGAAUGUUUAAGUUUGAGUUCUGCUACAAGGCGGGACGAUGAUGAUGAUGAUGAUGAUGAUAAUGAUAAUGAUAAUGAUACUGGCACUGACGAUAGAACCAGCCAGGUUUCUAGAUGUUGCAGUGUUACAAGUGGAACGAGGAGACAAACACCAAAUUCGUCCCGUUUCUUUACUAGAUCCCUAAGUGGCAUUCCUUUCCGGGGUAGUAUGAGUAACAACAAUGCAAGAUUUGGUCCCAAAACUCGGGUAUUGUUCUAUGCUCCUCCAUCAACCGUUGGAGGCUCAGCUCUAUCAUUGCAUUACGCGAAUAUCAUAAUCGUCAUAGAGAAGCUGCUUUGUUACCCGCAUCUCGUUGGUGAGGAAGCUAGGAACGAUCUAUACCUAAUGUUACCCACGAGCAUAAGAAAGGCGUUGAAGACUAACUUGAAGUCUUAUAUGAACGGUUUAGCAAUAUACGAUGCCCCUCUUGCUCAUGGUUGGAAAGAAAGGCUCGAAGGAACCCUCGAGUGGCUUUCCCCGUUGGCACACAACAUGAUUAGGUGGCAAAGCGAGCGUAAUUUCGAGCAGCAGCAGCAGGUUGUCACGAGGGCUAACGUUCUUCUGCUCCAAACGCUGUUCUUUUGUGAUUGCAAAAUGACCGAGGCAGCUAUCUGUGAGUUGCUCGUGGGACUGAACUAUAUAUGCUGGUACGAGCACCAGCAAAACGCUUUGUUGGAUUGCGCGAGCAGUUUUGAUCUCGAGGACUACGUGGAGUGGUGAUUGGAGUCGGAAUCUGUAUGAUAAAUUAGAUGAUAGUUGAAACACAAUGCCAUGAAAAGCUUGGAGUUCUGGAGUAUAUAGUUCCACACUUGCACUUCAUGAAGGCAGUGUGGAUUAUAUAUACUUUCAUGUAUGAAUUAGUACAUUUUCCUUUUAUGUGGUUAUUAAUUAUAAAAGAAUUACUUGUUAAUUUCU